Dicentrarchus labrax (European seabass) is the source of this 1609-nucleotide messenger RNA. RefSeq names its product cholesterol 25-hydroxylase (gene ch25h). Gene Ontology annotation, molecular function: iron ion binding; steroid hydroxylase activity; C-4 methylsterol oxidase activity. NCBI's taxonomy places the organism in Eukaryota, Metazoa, Chordata, Actinopteri, Moronidae. Gene Ontology annotation, biological process: sterol biosynthetic process; cholesterol metabolic process. The record is from RefSeq and is a predicted model, not a curated record. Bases 130 to 888 code for a protein of 252 amino acids. The transcript has 2 exons.
GGCAGGAAGAGUCCUUAUAAGGGCGUGACUGGGCUGAUGUCAGUGUGGGCGGGGCUUGGAGUUGAUAUAAAGCAGCUGAUGCAGCUCAGACUAAGAGACUAAACAGGACUUUACAGAUCUGAUGGCAGGAUGUUGCUGCAGCCUCUUUGGACCUUCCUCCUGGGACACUCCUCCCUCCUGCUCUCACCAUUCUUCCCUGUUAUCUUCUCGCUGUCUGUCUACCUGUCCUUCUGUCUUCCCUUCCUGCUGCUGGAUGUGCUGUCCUCCCGGUGGGCCCUGGUGCGCAGGUACAAGCUGCAGCCUCAGAGCUCCGUCAGCUGGGCCUCGGUGCGGAGCUGCCUGGCUCUGACACUCUACAACCACCUGGUGUUCAUCUUCCCACUCACGGUGCUGCACUGGUACCUGCGGCCCGUCCACCUGCCCGAGGAGGCCCCGCCCCUCCCUCGCCUGCUAGUUCAGGUGCUGGUCUGCCUGCUCCUCUUCGACUUCCAGAGCUUCAUCUGGCACCUGCUGCACCACAAAGUGCCCUGGCUCUACCGCAACUUCCACAAGGUGCACCACACCUACACCUCCACCUCCGCCCUCACCGCCGAGUACUCCGGCGCCUGGGAGACCCUGAGCCUGGGCCUCUUCGCCGCCGCCAACCCGCUCCUGCUGGGCUGUCACCCACUCACCGAGCUGGCCUUCUUCCUGGUCAACAUCUGGCUGUCGGUGGAGGACCACUGUGGCUACGACCUCCCAUGGGCCACCCACCACCUGGUGCCGCUGGGGCUGUAUGGCGGGGCCCGCCACCACGACCUCCACCACCUCAAGUCCAAGUACAACUUCGCCCCGUACUUCACCCACUGGGACCGGCUGGCCGGGACGCUGUGCACACACCAGGACUGAGAGGAUCUGGUUUCAGAUUGAGUUUCUGAUUGUGACAUUUAUGAACCGAUCAGUUUCUGAUUGAUCAGUUCCUGAACUGAUGGAGAAGUUUGAGGAUUUGAACUGUUUCAGAGGAACUAGUUUCUGUCCAGCUACAAUGCUGUUCAGACUCAUCUUUUACAUUAAAGACUGAAAAACACUUCAGUACAUAUUAAUAUAUUUAUAAGCAUUUAUUUAUUUAUUUAUUUAUUAACUAUGAACCGGAUGGAUUUACUGUGUAAUUAAACAAACUAACACCUGAGAAUACGAUUGUAGGAUUUAAAGGCUUUGGUGUCGCAGUGUAAUACUGAGCAUUAAUUAUUCUUAAUUAUAUAACUAUUCAAUUAAUUAUUCUCAGAUGUUGUUCAUGUGCAGUUGUGUCGCAUUAAGACAACAGAUUACAGAUAGAAGUUCAUAUUGAACAAUAAUGUUUUUAUUGAAAUAUCCUUUAAUAUCGGUGUAACCGACACAUAAACCAAUAUUAAGCUUUCAGAUUUAAGAUGGAUGACAGGAAGUGAAGAGACUGAACUGAGGAAGUGUUUUGAAGGUGAACUGAGGAAGAUGAUGGAAGUUUGUGUUGAUAUUGUGAAAGAAAAAGAGAGUUUUUGGAAGGAAAUGUGACUGAAAAUGUGAAUGAUGAAUGAAUGAAAUGUGAAACAGUAUUUUUUAUCACUGAGAAUAAACUUUAUCAACAAAAACUAAA